Microbotryum saponariae is the source of this 1837-nucleotide messenger RNA. The record is from the annotation of a GenBank genome assembly. NCBI's taxonomy places the organism in Eukaryota, Fungi, Basidiomycota, Microbotryomycetes, Microbotryales, Microbotryaceae.
AUGUUGAAGUUGACCGUGCUCGCUACCUUAUCGACCUUGCUGGCGUUGAACCAAGGGGUCGACGGUGCGGUGUUCAAGUGAGUUGCAGCGUCGAGCCGAUACGGUUCUCACCGGUCGAUCAUCGUCCGAGCUCGGCUCGAUGCGGGCCAGCCGUCGGCCUGCCUCCCCCCGCCACCGACGCCGCCGCCGCGCGCGCUGUUCGAUGAUGAUGCCACCCGAGCCAGCCAGUUCGCUGACGACGACCCAAACCCCCUUCCUCCUACCUCUACACUACGCUGUAUGACCCACUCGUCACACUCCCCAUUCCCACUCAUAACCCCACUCUUGCAGACUUCCCCUACACAAGCAGAAGCACACGCACCACACCCAACUCGGCUCGGCCUCGACCCUGGGCGACAAGUACAUCGCGCGCUACAACGCCAACCACCGCGCCGCCCGAAUCCAAGCCGCGCAGCAGCCGCAUGCGAACCAGCUUUCGUUCAAGGUGCAAGAGGAUGAGGAGCAGGAGUUCAAUGAUCAGAUCGUCAAGGGCGGGCAUGGCGUGCCUCUGACGAGUACGUAGGAUCAAUCGCUUGUUCUUUCACACACCCCUCCGGCUGGGGGAAGGCAUCGAUCGUAUCCGGACGUGGCCGACGUCGCCCCCACCUGUCCCCCCCGCCUCCGCUCGCUCGAACCCCUUCUCCGAUGAUCCGUGCGCUUCCGAGCAACCCGACUGACCUCGAUGUGUGACUUCGACAGACUACGCCUCGGCGCAGUACUUUGCCGACAUCACCCUCGGCACCCCUCCUCAAUCCUUCAAGGUCAUCCUCGAUGUAGGUCGAAAGUUGGACCCUCCUGAACUCGGGUUUCACGUCUGAACUAACCAUGGGUCGCUAUGGAACAGACCGGAUCGGCCAACCUUUGGGUCCCUUCAACUCGCUGCAACAGCAUUGCUUGCUUCUUGCACUCGAGUGAGUCCAAGUGGACAAGUUGCGAUGAUCGCGGAAACCCCAAGAUUGACCUUGCGCUCUCUCCUCGUUCUGCAGAGUACGACGCCACCGCCUCGUCGACCUACAAGGCCAACGGCACCGAGUUCUCGAUCCAGUAUGGAACCGGUUCGCUCGAAGGUGUCAUCUCCAACGACGUCCUCACCAUCGGGGACCUGACCGUCAAGAAGCAAGACUUUGCCGAAUCAACCUCGGAGCCCGGUUUGACCUUCGCGUUCGGCAAGUUCGACGGUAUCCUCGGUCUCGCUUACGACACCAUCUCGGUCGACCAUGUCACACCUCCCUUUUACAACAUGAUCAACCAAGGCUUGUUGGACGACCCCGUAAUGGCUUUCUACCUCAACGCCGAGGAACAAGGCUCUCUCGCGACCUUUGGUGGUGUCGAUUCGUCCCACUACAAGGGCAAGAUCGACUAUGUCCCCGUUCGCCGCAAGGGUUACUGGGAAGUCGAGUUGGAAUCGGUCCGAUUCGGUAAGGAGACGCUCGAGUUGGAAAAAACCGGUGCGGCCAUCGACACCGGAACGUCCUUGAUCGCUUUACCUUCCGACGUCGCCGAAAUCAUCAACAAGGAAAUCGGCGCGACCAAAUCGUGGUCGGGUCAAUACACGGUCGAUUGCGCGACGAUCCCCCACUUGCCGUCGAUGUCGCUCAAGUUUGGAGGCAAGGACUACGAAUUGUCCGCCGAGGACUACAUCCUCCAGGUUUCGGGGACGUGUAUUUCCAGUUUCACCGGGUUGGACAUUCCUGCUCCUUUGGGCCCUAUUUGGAUCAUUGGCGAUGUCUUCUUGAGGAGGUACUACACAGUUUACGACUUGGGCAAGAACGCUGUUGGGUUCGCCGAGGCUCGUUAA